AUGGCUGAACUUAACACAAAUCAUGAAGUUGAUAUUGAUGAAAACUACCAUCCUUUUCAUGGGGAGGAACAAGCUGGGAACGACAUGCAGGAUCAGGGAGGAGGUAUGGAGGAGCACGCUGGAGGUAUGGAGGAGCAUGCUGGAGGUAUAGAGGAGCACGCUGGGAACAUGGAGCAAGAUCUGGAGGAUCACGAUGGGGAGAUCGAGCACGCUGGAAACGUAUGGGACCAAGCCAGUCAAGAAACAUUCGCAGUAACGCCAUCUGCGAUAGUGCUAUGGGACUACGCACAGGAAAUCGUACAAGACGAUAUGGAACACAUGCAAGCCCAUCUGCACGUGCCACGUCCCGUCCACCCCCCCAUCCAAAUGUCGCAUCACGACAAAUGCCUCCUAGCAUUGAUGGUAGAGGACAGGCGCGAAGCGUUGCUCAGGUUAUGGCGGGAGUUGGACGAGAUGGAACAUCUUCUGGGUUUAGAGCACAUCUAG
This is a messenger RNA of Suillus discolor, 486 nucleotides long. RefSeq lists its product as uncharacterized. The transcript has 4 exons. NCBI's taxonomy places the organism in Eukaryota, Fungi, Basidiomycota, Agaricomycetes, Boletales, Suillaceae. The record is from RefSeq and is a predicted model, not a curated record. Bases 1 to 486 code for a protein of 161 amino acids.